GGCGCGCGGCGAAGUCGGUCGGCAUAGAGCAACCGAGCGCGACGCGAUGGCAAACGUGGCGCUGCUGUCCGCCGCCUCACCCUCCACCUUCUCCCCCGCUCCCCGGGCCCGCCUCCUCCUCCUCGCUCGCUGCCCUCCGCCUCGCCGCUCCGCCUUCCCCGGAACAGCAGCCUCCCGGCUCUCCAUCAUGGCUGCAUUGAGUCAUGAUCCGAUCAGGGAAUGGAUUCUCACCGAAGGGAAGGCCACCAAGAUCACAGGAGUCAGCUCCAUUGGUGGUGGAUGCAUUAAUUCUGCUCAGUGCUACAGGACCGAUGCCGGUUCCUUCUUUGUGAAGACCAAUAGGCGUAUUGGUCCGUCUAUGUUUGAAGGGGAGGCUCUUGGUUUGAAGGCAAUGUAUGACACAAAUUCAAUCCGUGUUCCAUUGCCGUACAAGGUUGGAACGUUACCAACUGCUGGUUCUUUUAUAAUCAUGGAGUUUAUUGAAUUCGGUCGUUCUAGAGGUGACCAGUCAGCUUUGGGAAGGAAGCUAGCUGAAAUGCAUAAAGCUGCCAAGUCUGAUAAGGGCUAUGGUUUCUAUGUUGACAAUACAAUUGGAAGCACCCCGCAAAUUAACACUUGGACUGCCGACUGGAUUGAGUUUUACUCAAAGCAUCGAUUGGGCUUCCAAUUAGAGCUGAUAACCCAACGAUUUGGAGAUUCAGCAAUAUAUGAAAAAGGUCAGCGAUUGAUCAAUAAUAUGCUUCCACUUUUUGAGGGUGCUGUUAUUGAGCCAUGCUUGCUUCACGGGGAUCUAUGGAGUGGAAACAUAAGCUCUGAUACUAAUGGUGAUCCUGUAAUAUUGGACCCAGCCUGCUACUAUGGCCACAAUGAAGCAGAGUUUGGUAUGUCAUGGUGUGCUGGAUUUGGCGGGGAAUUCUAUAACUCCUAUUUUCAGGUGAUGCCGAAACAGCCAGGCUUUGAGAAGAGGAGGGACUUGUAUCUUCUGUACCAUUAUCUGAAUCACUACAAUCUUUUUGGCUCCGGGUACCGCUCAUCAGCUAUGUCCAUUAUCGACGACUACUUGAGGAUGCUGAAGGCUUAGCUUUACUUCUGUUUCCAUCGCAAAGAACAGAAUGAAGAAGAGGUACGUAUAUAUGUCAUGUUUCUUAUAUACUGUAUAGUCUCGAUACGUUGUGAAUCCAUUGUGAAAUAAACAUAACCGUAUCAACCGAAAGGUCGUCAAAUCUGCAAAUAUCUUACUGUUGAUCCACCGUGACCCUGUUUCCGGAUGUGCUAGGUGUCGCGCAAGAACAACGCAUUCUUUUCCUUUUU
This is a messenger RNA of Oryza brachyantha (malo sina), 1311 nucleotides long. RefSeq names its product protein-ribulosamine 3-kinase, chloroplastic. The record is from RefSeq and is a predicted model, not a curated record. The coding region runs from base 47 to 1081 and encodes 344 amino acids. The transcript has 9 exons. NCBI's taxonomy places the organism in Eukaryota, Viridiplantae, Streptophyta, Magnoliopsida, Poales, Poaceae.